Molecule: messenger RNA, 357 nt
Organism: Tricharina praecox
Lineage: Eukaryota; Fungi; Ascomycota; Pezizomycetes; Pezizales; Pyronemataceae
Product: Spt4/RpoE2 zinc finger-domain-containing protein
Exons: 3
Coding region: 1-357 (118 amino acids)
Biological process (GO): regulation of transcription elongation by RNA polymerase II; mRNA processing; positive regulation of DNA-templated transcription, elongation
Cellular component (GO): nucleus; DSIF complex
Molecular function (GO): RNA polymerase II complex binding; zinc ion binding
Source: RefSeq, a predicted model, not a curated record
AUGUCUAACUACGCUACGCCGGGGCAGAUGCGCACUCUGCGCGCCUGCAUGAUUUGUUCGUUCGUGCAGACCACCCAGAAAUUCAAGCAGACCGGAUGUCCCAACUGCGAGCAGCUGCUCCAGAACCUCGGACACGACGCGAUCGAAGACAUUACGUCGCACGUCUUUGAGGGUUUGGUCGCACUGCGAGAGCCGACGAAGUCGUGGGUCGCCCGUUGGCAGAGGGUCGAGAAAUGCGAGAAGGGAGUUUACGCUGUUAAGGUCAGCGGAAACUUGCCGGAAGAGAUUCUCCGUGAGUUGGAGAACAGCAACAUGGUCUACCGCCCCCGCGAUGGUAGUUACGUCGUCGAGGAUUGA